AAGAAAAUAUCCAUAACUUACGAUGACCAUUGGUUUGUUAUCUGUCUUUCUAAUAAGAAAAUUUAUGUGGUGAAGAGAAGCAUACCAUUAUCAAUAUCUGAAGGAAACACUAUCAAUGUUUGAAAUUUACCAUUAAAAUAUUAAUCGAAAUGGCACGAAAUUUAUUAAUGAGUAGCCUUGAAAAUGCAUCUUUUAAUAUAUUAUUCCAAAUAUUAUUUCGUUGUAUUACAUUUUUAAUUAACGCAUGGGUCAUUCGAAAUGUAGAGCAUGAAGUUCUUGGUAUUAUGAAUGUUAGAUUGCUACUCCUAGAGAGUACUAUAUUAUUUUUAAGCAGGGAGCCUUUCACUCGAGCAUGUUUAGGACAAAAAGAUGAAUUUAGUUGGAGUCACAUGAUUAAUCAGAUAUGGCUCUCUGUACCUAUUAGUUUUGUUUUGUCACUUAUUUUUGUCUACAUUUGGUUGAACAUGUUGCCACUAAGUAAUCCAGAAUAUGCAUUUCAGUAUGCAUUUGGUUGCUGGAGUAUAGCAUUUUCAUGUGUCUUAGAAUUAUGUUCAGCCAAUAUGGCACUGGUUGCACAAUUAUAUUGUUUUGUCAAACUGAAGGUAGCCCUUGACACAUUACAUAUUUUUGUUAGAUCUAUAUUAUUUUUGUCUAUUAUUAUAUAUGAUAGGUCUUUGGCACUUAUUGCAUUUUCAGUUGCACAGGUCGGAAGCAUUGGAGUCAUAGUCUUGAGCUAUUAUCUCUUCUUUUUUUGGUAUAUUAGAAACAAGCCAUUGUAUGCUAAAGGAGCGUUAAAAAGUAAAUUGGUUCCUGAAUCUAUAAUGUACAAACUGUAUGACAAUAUGGAUGAUUUUCAGUUCACUUCUAUAAAAGAUUUUCUUCCUAAGUAUAUGGGAUCUUUUAAUUCAACAUUUAACAAAAAAUUAAGUUCUCUUACAAUUAGUUUUGCUAAACAAGGUGUGGUGAAACAACUUUUAACAGAGGGUGAAAAGUAUGUCAUGUCUGUGAAUCCAGUAAUGUCAUUUUAUGAGCAAGCCACAUAUGAUGUGGUAAAUAAUCUAGGUAGUCUUGCUGCUAGAUUUAUAUUUAGACCUAUUGAAGAUAGUAGCUAUUUUUACUUUACACAAAUGGUAAAUAGAGAUUUGCCUCUUCAUAAACAAGAUCAGUAUAAAGUUCAAGAAUCCUGUACAGUGUUGUCACAAGUUUGUAAAACUGUUACUUCUAUUGGAUUGAUAGUAUUGGUGUUUGGGCAAAGUUAUGCACGGACUUUGUUGUUGUUAUAUGGUGGUGAAGCAUUUGUUGCAAGUGGCCUGCCAGUACAACUGCUCCGCAGUCAUUGUUUGGCUAUUGUUCUAUUGGCAAUAAAUGGUGUUACAGAAUGUUAUACAUUUGCUACAAUGACAAGUGCCCAAUUGAAUAAUUAUAAUUACUUGAUGGUGUUCUUUUCAAUAAGUUUUUUACUAUUGUCUUAUGUUUUAACUUAUGUAUUAGGACCUGUAGGUUUUAUUGUAUCUAAUUGUAUAAACAUGUUUGCUAGGAUUUUACACAGCAUUCAUUUUAUAAAGGACAAAUAUAAGGAUACAAGCUAUAAACCUUUGGAAGGUCUUUAUGUUGGGAAAGUUUUUAUUCUUGCCUUAUCUAUUGGGGGUUGUGUAACCAAAGUUUCUGAAAAUAAUUUAUUAAAUGAUUCAAUAAUUAUGCAUAUAACUGUUGGAGCAGUAUGUUUUAUAUGUGUGCUGCUUGCAUGGGCUUAUGAGAAUAGACAACUUGUUAUUAAAAUGUAUAAAAAGUUGAUAGCCAAAGAAGAUAUAAAAGUUUCUCGAGAUUGAGAUUGUGGUCAGUGAUAUUUGUGAAACUUAUGUAAGAUGCAACAUAAUAUUGUAUAGGUGUACAUUGAAAUUGGAAUGUUUAUAAUAAAAAUAAUAGAUUUGUUAACAUAAAACAAAUGGUUUUAUUUAAAAGUUUAUUUUAUAAUAUAGUUUUUUCAUUUAUGUGUAAGGAUGCUAAUAAUAUUGUUUAUAUAGGAUAAAAAAAUACGCCUUUCAUUUGUGCUUCACAAAUCCUUUUUACUUCAUCUGUAAUAGAAUAAUAAUAAUAAGUAUAAUAAAUAAUUCUUAACAAAUUAUAAUAUAUAUAAAAAGUACCUGAUAUUUCUUUUAAUGUUGCAUUUUUUUCUUGAAUUAUAACAUAAAACUCUCUUUCAUUUGAUGUCUUUCCUGUAAUCCAGUAUUCAUCAGGUAUUUUUACAAUUAUCUCUCCAUAAUUUCCCAAACUGUAAUGUUUUAUUUAUUGCUAUGAGUAUUAUAAUAUUUACAACUAUAAAAGUAUUAUUUAUAUCUUAUUAAGUCUUACCUUUUUUUAUCAGAGUGCAUCCCAGCUAUUAUACUUAGUACUUCAGGUUUUAAAGUUGUUGAUGGAAUUAAUUUAUUUAUGGGACGCUGAAAAUUAAGUAAUUAUUUUACAUAACAAUGUCUUAUUUUACAAUGUAGGUAGUAAAUAAAUAAAAUCCAAUGUUGCUAUUUCGGAAUUGAUUAAGAUAAUUUUUAAUGAUAAAAGAAAUUCAUAAUUUGUAAAGUUGCUGUAAAAAUCUUUUAUUAUUUAAAUUAACUUACAUUUACUGAACUUUUGAAUGCUAAAUUAAGUCUAUUGAAAUAGACAAAUUUGGUGUCACUUGUUAUUUGAGCGUUUUGUAAUGCUUGUAUUGUACAUUGCUCACUAAUUGUAGAAGCUAUAGUGGAUAGUUGUGGGCCGAUAAACGCAUCCAGUGAUCUGAAUGUUUCUAUUUGUAGAUUUGUGUUUACUGGAAAAAAGUUUAAUAUUUAAAAAUUUGAAAUAUUAUUUUUAUUGAUAUUAAAGUGGUUGCAGAUCUAUUAUUUUCAUACUUAUUUGACCGAUAUAGAUAUUAUAUUAAAGAAGAGUAUAGAAAAUAGUUAAAAAUUAUUAUUAUCAGUAAUAAGGUCAGAAUAUUACUUUUGUUAAUAAAUCAGUCAUGUUAAUAUGUAACUUAAUUUUAUGCGUUAUAUUUUUGUGAAAAAUAAUUAUAUAUUAUUAUUAUA
Messenger RNA from Galleria mellonella (greater wax moth), 3056 nucleotides. RefSeq names its product protein RFT1 homolog. The transcript has a single exon. The record is from RefSeq and is a predicted model, not a curated record. Gene Ontology annotation, cellular component: endoplasmic reticulum membrane. Gene Ontology annotation, biological process: dolichol-linked oligosaccharide biosynthetic process; glycolipid translocation. Lineage: Eukaryota; Metazoa; Arthropoda; Insecta; Lepidoptera; Pyralidae. Bases 150 to 1829 code for a protein of 559 amino acids.